AUGAUGGCUAAGAACGUUUUGGUAACCGGCGGUGCUGGAUACAUCGGUAGUCACACGGUGCUUCAACUGCUUACCGGCGGUUACUCCGCCGUAGUUGUCGAUAAUCUCGAUAAUUCCUCAGCCGUCUCUCUCCAGCGCGUGAAGAAACUCGCCGCUGAACACGGCGACCGUCUCUCCUUCCAUCAGGUGGAUCUCCGAGACAGGCCUGCUCUUGAGAAGAUUUUCUCAGAAACAAAGUUUGAUGCAGUGAUACACUUUGCUGGACUUAAAGCAGUGGGUGAGAGUGUAGAGAAGCCUUUGCUGUAUUACAAUAAUAAUGUUGUUGGGACUAUUACGCUUUUAGAAGUUAUGGCUCAAUACAACUGCAAAAAUCUUGUGUUUUCAUCAUCAGCCACUGUUUAUGGCUCACCAAAAGAAGUUCCUUGCACAGAGGAGUCUUCAAUUUCUGCAUUGAACCCAUAUGGACGUACAAAGCUAUUCAUUGAGGAGAUCUGCCGUGAUGUAUACUGGUCUGACCCGGAAUGGAAGAUCAUAUUGCUUAGGUAUUUCAAUCCUGUUGGUGCACAUCCUAGUGGUGAAAUUGGUGAAGAUCCUCGUGGUGUUCCAAACAAUCUAAUGCCUUUUGUGCAACAAGUCGCUGUUGGAAGGAGACCUCAUCUCACUGUCUUUGGAAAUGAUUACAACACAAAAGAUGGAACAGGGGUUCGAGAUUACAUUCAUGUUAUUGAUUUAGCUGAUGGACACAUAGCCGCUCUGAGGAAGCUAGAAGAUUGCAAGAUUGGUUGUGAAGUGUACAAUCUUGGAACUGGAAAUGGAACAUCUGUUCUUGAAAUGGUUGAUGCUUUCGAAAAAGCAUCCGGGAAGAAAAUUCCUCUGGUGAUUGCUGGACGUCGUCAAGGAGAUGCUGAAGUUGUCUACGCAUCAACGGAAAGAGCAGAACGUGAAUUGAAUUGGAAGGCUAAAUACGGGAUCGAAGAAAUGUGCAGGGACUUGUGGAACUGGGCUAGCAAUAAUCCUUAUGGAUAUGAUUCCUGA
Molecule: messenger RNA, 1035 nt
Organism: Microthlaspi erraticum
Lineage: Eukaryota; Viridiplantae; Streptophyta; Magnoliopsida; Brassicales; Brassicaceae
Source: the annotation of a GenBank genome assembly